AUGCUCACAUUUCGGCGUGAGCUAUUGCGUUGCACCACGGAAGCAGGACACGUGCUCGCCGUUAAUUCCGACAAUGGAGACAUCCUUUGGCAAAGCAAAGUAGCCUCAGAUAAUCUCUAUGGAAUAGUUGUGCACGAAGACAACAUCGACCCUAGAUGCGUUUCGAGCUCUCUACACAUGAUGGAUGAAGAGGUCCUUCUUACAAGACUGAUGGAUGGUUUCGACGAUAUUGAAUCGCUCGAUGACGACGAAGAAGAUGAAGAGGUAUCAGAGGAAGACGAGGAAGAAAUUGAUGCCGACGAUAAUAUUCACGAAGAACUUUAG
This is a messenger RNA of Oikopleura dioica, 324 nucleotides long. The record is from the annotation of a GenBank genome assembly. NCBI's taxonomy places the organism in Eukaryota, Metazoa, Chordata, Appendicularia, Copelata, Oikopleuridae.